This is a messenger RNA of Bursaphelenchus okinawaensis, 1040 nucleotides long. The record is from the annotation of a GenBank genome assembly. Lineage: Eukaryota; Metazoa; Nematoda; Chromadorea; Rhabditida; Aphelenchoididae.
AUGAGCAAGUUGUUGGUUAUUGUUCUGGUCCAAAUUGGUGCCACACUAGCGUUGGAGUGCUACCAAGGCCAACAGAACAACUCGGUGGCUGUGGUGGGUUCGGCAAUGACUUGUCCCCAGAAUGCGAUGAGUUGUAUCAAGAGUGUGGACAAUGCCACUGGGAUUGCCACCAGAGCUUGCCAACAGACUACUUGCGCUGUAAGUUUGGCUAACGUUCGGGGAGAGUGAUGUGAUUAUGUGGUAGUUAGGGUAAUAUAACUAGAGUUAAUACAAACAGAUUUUUGCUUACAAUUUUAAAAAUUAUACGUUGUUCAUAUAAUUUUGAGCUUAUCUCAUGGCAAAUGUUUGGGAUUAGGGGGCUCAGAAUUAUUUGAACAAUCUAAUGCUUUUUUUCAAUUAUAUAGUAUAUGAGUGUUAGACACACACUAAUAAGGUUUCAAAUUGAAUCAAAUUUGGUAUUGUUUUUCGACAGUCUGACUGCAUUGUGUACUAUAUCAUAUGAUAUGUCACAUAAUGCAUUACUACGAUAUUUAGGGGCUUUAUAAACUAAUAUGGAUUCUUUUGGGAAAUGACUAUCUUUUAUUGGUAAAGCAUUGUUAUGUUGUCAUAAAAGAUCUUUUUUUCUUUUAUUUUUCAGAAAAAAUUUGAAUUUUUUAAAUUUUAAAAAAAUUUUUUUAAAAUUUUUAAAUAAUUUUCAAAAAAUGAUAUAACAAUGUCUUACCCCUCUACCUCUCCUCGGGAUGACCAACAGGGUCAAUACUAACACCCUUCCAAAUUUCAAAUUAACCUUUCCUUUCUCAUGGCUAGCCUAGUUGUGAUUCCAACUUUUUGUUCAGCAAUUGUUCCAGUAUGCAAAUAACGGUUAUCAGCAGACCACCACCGCCAACACCACCACCACUGCUUGCAUGCCCACCAGUACCGGCGUGAUGUGUUGUUGUACUGGAGAUGGAUGUAACGCCGCGACUGGUACUCAAGUGUCGCUGAAUGCCAUUGGCUUGACCUUGUUCGGCUUCUUCAUGGCUUUUGUCCUCAAAUUUUAA